AUCUGUAGACACGAGGAUCAAACUACACAGGGGUGUUGAAAAGGGUGGGGGGGUCUCUUGGCAGCUGAGAAUUUGUUUAGAUAUCCUAUUAUUGGAUUGAGGAGAGGAGCCAAUACAUUCAUCAGUCCUAAUAUUCCUCCAGAAAAGAGAGAAAUUCCUUUUUCCAAAUCGAGAAAAUCACCUUUUUUUUUCACAGAGAGAGAAGAUGAUGAUGUAACGGAAAAAGCUAUAUUUUUUCCCGGUCCCAAGAGGAGGUUUGUGGAUGGAGCCUGAAUCUGGAAUUGCGCGUGGCCCUUCUCAGUUCUCAUGGGCAAGUCUCUCGAGGAAUCUUAUUCUAGCAUAUCAAAGCUUUGGUGUGGUAUAUGGAGACUUGAGCACAUCGCCUCUUUAUGUUUUUCGAAGCACAUUCAUUGGGAAGUUGCAGCAUCAUCAGAAUGAGGAUGCUAUAUUUGGUGCAUUUUCGUUGAUUUUUUGGACCCUAACCUUUAUUCCGUUGCUCAAAUAUGUGGUGAUCGUAUUGAGUGCUGAUGAUAAUGGUGAAGGUGGGACAUUCGCUCUUUACUCGAUGCUUUGCAGGCAUGCAAAGUUUGGCUUACUUCCCAAUCAACAAGCGGCUGAUGAGGAGUUGUCUGCUUACAAAUAUGGUCCCUCAAGGCAGGGCCAAUCAUCUUUGCCGCUGAGGAGAUUUCUUGAAAAGCAUAAAAAAAUAAGGACAGCUUUACUUGUUGUGGUGUUGUUGGGGACUUCCAUGCUUAUAGGUGAUGGUGUGAUUACUCCAGCAAUUUCAGUUUUAUCAGCAGUAUCGGGGCUUCAACUUGCUGAAAGUUUGUUGACCACGCAUGAAGUGCUAUUGAUUGCCUGUGUCAUAUUGGUUGGCCUAUUUGCAUUGCAGCAUUAUGGCACUCACAGGGUAGCUUUUAUAUUUGCACCAAUUGUUAUUAUCUGGUUGAUUUCAAUUUUUUCCAUUGGGGUAUACAAUAUCAUCAAAUGGAACCCAAAGAUUGUUCAUGCAAUAUCUCCGUAUUACAUUGUCAAGUUCUUUAGUAUGACUGGUGUAGACGGAUGGAUUUCGCUAGGAGGGGUCCUUCUCUCCAUAACAGGAACCGAAGCUAUGUUUGCAGAUAUUGGCCACUUCUCUACCUUCCCAAUAAGGCUUGCGUUUGCGGUUUUUGUAUACCCCUGUUUGGUUGUGCAAUAUAUGGGCCAGGCUGCUUUCCUGUCGAAAAAUAUCCCAUCCAUCCCUAAUAGCUUCUAUCAGUCAAUACCUGAUCCUGUAUUUUGGCCUGUCUUUAUCAUUGCCACUCUAGCAAGUAUCGUUGGAAGUCAGGCUAUCAUCACUGCAACAUUCUCUAUUGUCAAGCAAUGCCAUGCCCUUGGUUGCUUUCCAAGAGUCAAGGUCGUGCAUACCUCGAAGCAUAUUUAUGGGCAGAUAUAUAUUCCAGAAAUAAACUGGAUCCUCAUGAUCAUUACUAUCGCCAUAGCUAUUGGGUUCCGGGAUACAACUUUAAUUGGAAAUGCCUAUGGCCUCGCUUGCAUGACUGUUAUGUUUAUCACGACAUUUCUCAUGGCGCUUGUUUUAGUCUUUGUCCAGCAGAGAAACAUUUUUCUAGUUGCAGCAUUUCUUCUCUUCUUUUGGCUUAUUGAGGGUGUCUACCUGUCAUCUGCACUCAUGAAAGUUCCUCAGGGAGGAUGGGUCUCCCUCCUCCUUUCUUUCGUCUUUAUGGUUGUCAUGUUUGUGUGGUACUAUGGAACUCACAAGAAAUACAACUUUGAUCUUCAUAACAAAGUUCCCCUGAGAUGGAUACUUGGUCUGGGCCCUAGUCUUGGUAUCGUCCGUGUGCCUGGAGUAGGCCUCAUUUACUCGGAAUUGGCAACAGGGGUCCCUGCAAUCUUCUCUCACUUUGUGACAAAUCUCCCAGCAUUCCACACUGUGUUAGUUUUUGUUUGCGUAAAAUCUGUUCCUGUGCCCUAUGUAUCACCUGAGGAACGCUUUCUUAUUGGUCGUAUUUGCCCAAGACCCUACCGAAUGUACCGGUGCAUUGUAAGGUAUGGGUAUAAAGACAUUCAACGAGACAAUGGAGACUUUGAGAACCUUCUUAUCCAAAGUUUAGCGGAGUUCAUCCAAAUGGAGGCAGUUGAACCAAGUUUAUCAAACUCUGACAGUGCAUCAUUUGAUGGUAGGAUGGCCGUCAUAAGCAGCACCAGAACCUUCCAAACAACCUCAUCCCUGGUAGUAUCUGAAGUAGAGGAUUUUGGUGCAAUCAACACCAUCCAAAGCAGUAAAUCUUUAACCCUCCAAAGUUUGCGGUCUUCUUAUGAUGAUGAACACCCACCGAUGAGGAGGCAGCAAGUGAGGUUUCAAUUGCCACCAAACCCCGUGAUGGAUCCUUCGGUUAGGGAAGAGCUUAUGGAAUUGAUCCAGGCAAAGGAAGCAGGGGUUGCAUAUAUAAUGGGGCAUUCUUAUGUGAAGGCAAGGAGAUCAUCAUCCUUUUUGAAGAAGCUUGUCAUUGACAUUGGAUACUCAUUCCUUCGUAAGAACUGCAGGGGCCCUUCUGUGGCGCUUAAUAUUCCUCACAUUAGCCUUAUCGAAGUUGGCAUGACGUAUUAUGUUUAGUUGUUCAAUCAUUGAAGGAAAUUAACCUCCAUUGAUCUCUCUGCCCAUAUAUCUCAAGGUAUGGGGUAUAGCCUCCAAAAACUGGGGGGGGGGAAUCUAGUGUGCUGAGGUUAUUUCGAUGCCAGCUGGCGAUGCGAGUAUAAUCUCACAAUUCAGACAUACGUGGAAUCUGAAGCUGCUCCUUUUUUGCUCUCUCUGUUUGGCUACUUAUUUUUUUGUACAGAUUCUAGAUGUUAUGGCAUGAAUUUUGGGGUUCACUUGGACUUUUCAUCUGUAACGACUAUCUUGAGAAUGGGUAAAUCUCAACUUGCAGUUUUGCUUUGAAUUUUUAA
Molecule: messenger RNA, 2946 nt
Organism: Rhododendron vialii
Lineage: Eukaryota; Viridiplantae; Streptophyta; Magnoliopsida; Ericales; Ericaceae
Product: potassium transporter 4
Exons: 9
Coding region: 263-2614 (783 amino acids)
Biological process (GO): cell tip growth; potassium ion transmembrane transport
Cellular component (GO): membrane
Molecular function (GO): potassium ion transmembrane transporter activity
Source: RefSeq, a predicted model, not a curated record